AUGUCCAAUCCCGCGCAGACCGUCCACAUCCUCGGGCUCGGCAGCAUCGGGUCCCUGAUCGCUCACUGUCUCCGAAGUCUACCCAGCCCGCCGCCCGUGAACCUCCUCAUUCACCGCAAGACUCUAUACGACGAGCUCGCCCAGGCCCACUGGACCCUGGGACUGCGCGUCGGCGAGGACGGCCCGCUCCAGAAGCGCGGCGGGUUCGGCGCAGAACUUGUCCCCGCCACAACGUCGCGCGAGCCAAUUCAAAACCUCAUCGUCGCGGUCAAAGCGAGCGCGACAGUCGCGGCGUUGAAGCCGAUCCAGCAUCGACUGGGUCCGACCACGAAUAUAUGUUUGUUUCAGAAUGGGAUGGGCCAAGUGGAGGAUUUGAACUCUUGCAUGUUUCCGGAUCGCAAGAGUCGGCCGACGUAUAUGUUUGGGAUCAUGCGGCAUGGGGUGUAUUUGCGAUCGUCGACGGAGGCGGUUUUGUCUGGGUUGAGCGGGAGCGCGUCGAUUGGGAUCAUGGAUGAGGAUGGAGAGGCGUGUCGUUCUUCUCGACAGGAUGAGUGUCGGGGACCGGGUAGUCCCCGCGAAUUAUUGGAUGUUCUUCUGCGAUCUCCGAUCUUACGCUGCGAACACUUGGAAUGGAAAGAGCUCUACGAGAACCAACUGUUCAAACUGGCGGCGAACUGCGUACUCAAUCCUCUGACCGCAAUCUAUGAUGUUCGCAACGGAGAGAUCAAAUCCAACCUGGACAUGCGUCCUCUCUUACAAAACGUCCUCGAAGAAGUCUCUCUUGUGUUGCAACGGCUGCCCGGUAUUCGAGAAUUACCCGAUGACCAGAAGAGCCGCUUUUCUGCGUCGGCGCUGGAACGUCUGACCAUGGACACGAUCGAACAGACGGCGCGAAAUUCGAGUAGUAUGCGGGAGGAUAUCAGAAAGGGUCGCAUGACGGAGAUUGAGUACAUCAAUGGGUGGAUUUUGCGACGAGCCAGGGAGCUGCAGAUUGAUUGUCCGGCUAAUCGGGACCUGAUGGAGAGGGUUCUCGAUAUCAGUCGGUCGACGAGACGGGGAUGA
This is a messenger RNA of Penicillium diatomitis, 1062 nucleotides long. RefSeq names its product ketopantoate reductase family protein. The coding region runs from base 1 to 1062 and encodes 353 amino acids. Lineage: Eukaryota; Fungi; Ascomycota; Eurotiomycetes; Eurotiales; Aspergillaceae. Gene Ontology annotation, cellular component: cytoplasm; mitochondrion. Gene Ontology annotation, biological process: pantothenate biosynthetic process. The record is from RefSeq and is a predicted model, not a curated record. Gene Ontology annotation, molecular function: NADP binding; 2-dehydropantoate 2-reductase activity. The transcript has a single exon.